UCACGACCAGGAAGCCAGCGGUGACGUCACUUUCCAGAAGUCCCCUUCAGGUCCAGCGACGGAGACACGGAGAACCCAGCAGAGCAGAGACUACCGACUGUUUGGAGCCGAUACCGCCGCCGAGACGUUACAGCAUGUCCCUGUAUCCAUCCCUGGAGGACCUUAAGGUCGACAAGGUCAUCAAGGCUCAGGCCCAGUUUGCCCAGACUGCCGCCCCGAUGCCAGCCAUCGCUGAGGGAACCUACCAGCCUCAGCCUGCCGCCACCAUGAUGCCAUCAUCCAGCUUGUACCCGAAUCUGGAGGAGCUGGGAGACUACAUGGGACUGGCCCUGAACAGCGACGAAGUCCAGAAGAACCUGGCCCUGGUGCCGGUGGCCGACAACCAGGUGGCGUUGCCCUCCCUAUCAGGUGUAGGUGGGAUGAUUCGGCCGGUGACGGGGGCAGAUAUCGGCAUCAGGAGGGCAGAGAUCCGCCCGGGUCUGAGGGAGAUCAUCCUCUGUAAGGACCAGGAUGGGAAGGUCGGACUCCGGCUCAGAGCCAUCGACAACGGAGUGUUUAUCCAGCUGGUUCAGGCCAACUCCCCCUCCGCCCUCGCCGGGCUUCGCUUUGGAGACCAGGUCCUUCAGAUCAACGGGCAGAACUGUGCUGGAUGGAGCGUGGACAAGGCCCACAAGGCUCUGAAGGCUGCAGCCGAGACCCGCAUCGAGCUGGUGGUCAGGGACAGGCCUUUCCAGCGCACUGUCACCAUGCACAAAGACAGCUCAGGACACGUGGGCUUCAUCUACAAGUCCGGUAAAAUCACCUCGCUGGUCAAGGACGGUUCUGCUGCCCGCAACGGCCUCCUGACCGAACAUUACAUCUGUGAAAUCAACGGACAGAACGUCAUCGGACUCAAGGAUUCUCAGAUCAAGGACAUCCUGAGCACUUCUCCAACUGCCAUGACCAUCACCAUCAUGCCCAAGUUCGUCUACGAACACAUGAUUAAGAGGAUGUCCUCCGGUCUGCUGCGGUCCGCCAUGGAUCACUCCGUCCCCGAAGUGUGAAGACCAGCAGCAGGAAAACCGUCCGGAUCCCGAGUCUCUCUUCUCCCUCCUCACAUCCGUAUCAUUCUGUCUUCACACCGAGCGCCUCCUCAAUCAUCCUAACAUUCUCUUAAGAUGCCUUUUUUUCUAUUCCUUCCCUUUUCUACGUUCUGUCCUCACCUCUGCUGAUGUUAGUAUUUUCUAUGUUAACCUCGUUCUCUCCAUGUUCAUGUUUACUUAGUUUUGACAUCAUGGACAGUAAAACGUUUUUUAAAGCCACGUUCACCAUCAUGAGUCCAGAGCUUCCUCCUCAGAGUGGAGACGAGUCAGUGACGCUUCAUUUUUUCUGUUUGUUGUUUUUUAAAAUGCUGUAAAAGCAGCCAGGCAGCCAAUCAGAGCCUGGCAUGCAGAUUCCCAGCUGCGCUCCGAGUCCCUGCACUUUUACACCUCAUGUGUAAAUAAUCCGAUUAGAACCUGAAGCAGCAGAAUCACACGGUGUACAGUCAUCUCUAGGACCAGUAGGUUUUUAGCCAGCGGGUUGUUUUAAAGGUGAAAGUUAGUGUCGUGAUUAUCGGUAGUUGUUUUUUCCCCACCUCCUCCAGCAGGUGGCGGUGUUUCAUCGCAGCACAUCUCCGGCCUCAGAACACUGUGCGCAUUCCAGGGGAAAGUGUAGGGAAGAGAGGCAGCAAAUGUUAAGAAAAAACGACCAGAUGAGUGGGAGGCUGGUGGAGCGUUUCGUGUUUAAAGCGGUCGUCUUCGGAGGCGUUGUGGGUUUUAGUCCGGAGGGUCUGAGCCGCAGACCCACUAAGUGCACUUUCCAUUUCCUGUGUCCGUUUCAGCAGCAGUGAAGUCUUUUUAUUUCCUAUCAUCGUGUUCGUGGUGCCUCAUGAGAAAACAAACAGGAAACCGCUGAAAUUUGAUGCUGAAAAAACCGAAACCGCACAAACCGUGGUGGGUUCGAAGCUCCGCUAGGUGUCGCUCGACGCCUCCUUCCCCUCCGUCAGAUUCCUUCCGCCACUGAUGAGCGCCGCCAGGCAGAGCAGUUUCUGGGUUUUUUUUUUGAAAAUUUCUACUCGUCGUGUAAAAUUUUCUCCUUUUAAUGCUGUUUGUGUUCGGAUGCAUGUAUUCCUUUAAUUUUCUAGGUAUGCAAUCUGAUAAACAUCGCUGUCAUUCUGUAUAAAAAAAUGCUAGAAAAAAUCUAAAAGUUUAUAUACGAAUGUAACCGAGAUAAUAUUGUAAAACGAAUAAAGUCUUUCUGUUCACAUAA
Molecule: messenger RNA, 2289 nt
Organism: Amphiprion ocellaris (clown anemonefish)
Lineage: Eukaryota; Metazoa; Chordata; Actinopteri; Pomacentridae
Gene: sdcbp2
Product: syndecan binding protein (syntenin) 2
Exons: 9
Coding region: 135-1043 (302 amino acids)
Cellular component (GO): plasma membrane; cytoplasm
Molecular function (GO): protein binding
Source: RefSeq, a predicted model, not a curated record